Molecule: messenger RNA, 1584 nt
Organism: Recurvomyces mirabilis
Lineage: Eukaryota; Fungi; Ascomycota; Dothideomycetes; Mycosphaerellales; Teratosphaeriaceae
Exons: 1
Coding region: 1-1584 (527 amino acids)
Molecular function (GO): nucleotide binding
Source: RefSeq, a predicted model, not a curated record
AUGGCUCCCUACAUUGACAGUCCACGGUCCGAAGCAUCAGCUGACGAUGGGAGUGGUAGUAGUCGCAAACCACACUUUCUCGUGAUCGGAGCCGGCUCUCGAGGUACAGCCUACGCCGCUGCCCUUAUCCGUUCUGGUCUGGGAGUCGUCGCCGCCAUAGCAGAGCCGAUCGCUUUCAAGCGGAAUCAAUUUGCAGAGGCUUAUAUACCGAACGAUGUACGACAUCACGCGGAGGCCUCUUAUAGCUUUAAUGACUGGCAUGACUUCCUUGUCUAUGAGGAGCAGCGAAGAAAAGAUGCAAAUGCCAACCCUUCGGACGUCCUCCCUGGCGUUGAUGGAGUCUUCGUAUGCGUCAAGGACGAUAUGCAUACUUCAGUUGUCACUGCUUUGGCACCCCUCCAGUUCCAUGUAAUGUGCGAGAAGCCAUUGGCCACAACGCUAACCGACUGCCUAAACAUACAGCGAACACUCUCACAAUACCCUACUCGUGUAUUUGCCAUCGGCCAUGUCCUGCGAUACAGUCCCCACAACAUGCUGCUUCGCCAUCUUCUGCUCGAAAAGAAAGUAAUAGGCGACUUGCUGAGCCUGGAGCACACCGAACCUGUAGGCUGGUGGCACUUCAGCCACUCCUAUGUCCGAGGCCAGUGGCGUAAGGAGAGUAUAGCUGCUCCGAGUCUUCUGACCAAGAGUUGUCACGAUAUCGACUUCGUACUCUGGAUGUUAUGCUCGCCGCCUCCUGGUCGUGAUGGCGCGCAGGCUCACACUCCAGCGACCGUCAGCAGCAGCGGUAGUCUAAAACAGUUCAAGCGUGCUCGGAAGCCUCGAGAAGCUGGGGAUGCCACAAAUUGCAUGUCCUGUCUAAUCAAGGAUAGCUGCAUGUACUCUGCGAAACGCAUCUACAACGACAAGCAUCUCGCAAAAGGCAAAGCGAAGUGGCCAGUUGAAAUUGUCAACCCUGAGAUCCCGCAUAUACUGGUCACAGUGGGUCUGGAGGCGGCGGAGAAAGCUCUGCUUGUGACCUUGGCAGAAGACUAUGACGCAGAUGCAACCCCUGUCCAAGACAUCGAGAGCCGUCCGUGGUACGGUCGAUGCGUGUGGGAGAGUGAUAACGAUGUGUGCGACGAUCAGACCGUGACAUUCGAGUGGGACGACGUACAUGGGACGGGCAAAGGCUCAAAGACAGCCACGUUCCACAUGAUCGCACAGACACUAGCACAAUGCGAACGUCGAGGGCGGAUAUACGGCACGAAUGGCGAGAUCAGCUACGACAGCAAGUCUAUUACUGUCCACGAUUUCACAAAUGACAGCACAGAGGUCUACAAUCCUGAAGUGCCUGUCAAUAGUCAUCAUGGAGGUGGCGAUGAUGGCCUGGCGACAAUGUUCGUCAAAGCAGUCGCUGCUGUCAUGGAUGGUAAGAUGGGUGUUGAGGAGGCGCAGAAAGAGUAUCUAGGCUGCACUCUUGAGGAAGUGAUUCGUAGCCAUGCUGCGGUAUUCGCUGCUGACCAAGCACGACGAGAACGAAAGGUUGUGCAUUGGGAUGACUGGUAUGAGAGUCAUGUCACGAAAAUGAUCAAGACUGGUUGA